CGGAAACCUCGUUGGGUUGGGAGAACCGGAGGCUAUGAUAGGGUCCGACAAUGGACCAGCCUUUAUUUCACAAGUAACGCAGGUAGUAACCAGGGCUAUUGGGGCAAAUUGGAAAUUACAUUGUGCUUAUAGGCCCCAGAGUUCAGGGCAGGUAGAAGGGAACCAUGGAAACUGGCGGGGACUGGGUGACUCUCUUAUCAUGUUUGGCAGGCCACCCCCUAUCAUUCCUAACCUUAAAGCUGACUUUCUUGCUGCAAGAACUAUCUCUAUCCUUGAGAGGGCUCCAGAGGGCGCACGAGGACAUUUGGCCGCGCCUCUGCGCCAUCUACGAGACCGGCCCAACCCCAACUCCUCAUCAGCACAGACCAGGAGAUUGGGUCUACGUCAGAAGGCACCGCCGGGAUACCCUCGAGCCACGUUAGAAGGGUCCCUACACUGUGGUGCUGACGACCCCCACCACUCUCAAGGUAGACGGUGUCGCGACCUGGGUCCAUCCGGAAAGACUUCAUCACCAAAUGGAGCAUCGAUUGAGAUCAAAGCAACCCGCUCAAGCUCAAGCUACGGCGUGCUCGACCUGCCUGAUGCUGGUUUGAAUGUAUGUUGGCUGUCCUGGAAGGGGACUGUGUGGGGUGACGCCCAAAAGUAAAGGGUGUCUAGCUGCCAAAAGGGCAGGUGCCCAACUGGGCGGGGAGGGGUUCCCAUCAGGUUU
Myotis brandtii (Brandt's bat) is the source of this 709-nucleotide messenger RNA. RefSeq lists its product as uncharacterized. Gene Ontology annotation, biological process: DNA integration. Gene Ontology annotation, molecular function: nucleic acid binding. The coding region runs from base 35 to 646 and encodes 203 amino acids. The transcript has 3 exons. The record is from RefSeq and is a predicted model, not a curated record. Lineage: Eukaryota; Metazoa; Chordata; Mammalia; Chiroptera; Vespertilionidae.